Molecule: messenger RNA, 1236 nt
Organism: Suillus clintonianus
Lineage: Eukaryota; Fungi; Basidiomycota; Agaricomycetes; Boletales; Suillaceae
Exons: 5
Coding region: 1-1236 (411 amino acids)
Cellular component (GO): intracellular anatomical structure
Molecular function (GO): NADPH dehydrogenase activity; NADP binding; FMN binding
Source: RefSeq, a predicted model, not a curated record
AUGGAACCUACAGUAAACAGGCCCGCACCCGCCAUCCCAUACUUCACCCCUGCGCAGGUCCCUGCUGCAGGCACAGCAUUCGACCCCCAGCCUGAUGGAACACCUAUACCAAAAUUGUUCCAGCCCAUCAAGAUUAGAGGAACAACAUUCCACAACCGCAUCUUCUUAGCUCCACUGUGUCAAUAUUCUGCAGACGACGGUCAUCUCACGUCCUGGCACAUGGCGCACCUGGGCGGCAUCUUUACGCGGGGUCCUGGUCUUUCUAUAAUUGAAGCCACCGCGGUCCUCCCAGAGGGUCGCAUAUCUCCUGAAGAUGCAGGACUCUGGAAAGACAGCCAAAUCGAGCCCCUCCGCAAGAUAGUUGAGUUUGCCCAUUCGCAAAACCAAAAAAUUAGCAUUCAGCUUGCCCACGCCGGCCGGAAAGCGUCUACCGUUUCGUCGUGGUUACAUGUUGGUCUUGCAGCAACUGAGAGCACAGGUGGAUGGCCAGACAAUGUGUGGGGGCCUUCCACGGUUCCUUUCGCUGACGACUUCCCGGUACCUAAGGAGCUAUCGAAGGCGCAGAUCAAAGCGGUCGUUGUCGCAUUUGUGGAUGCUGCGAGGAGAGCAUUGAAAGCUGGCAUUGACGUCAUUGAAAUUCACAACGCACACGGUUAUCUGCUGUUCUCUUUCUUGAGCCCUAUCAGCAACAGGCGCACAGACGAAUAUGGCGGAAGCUUCGAGAAUCGCAUUCGUUUAACUCUCGAGGUCGUGGAUGCUGUCCGUGAAGUCAUCCCUGAAGACAUGCCACUCUUCCUGAGGGUUUCUGCGACUGAAUGGCUCGAAGAAGUGUUCCCCAACGAACCAUCCUGGCGUGUCGAAGAUACCGUCAAACUUGCUGCCAUUCUGGUCGAUCAUGGCGUUGACUUCCUCGAUGUCUCCAGCGGUGCUAGCCACACAAAAGCCAUCAUCAAAGUCGGCCCAGCAUACCAAGCGCCGUUUGCGCAGGCAGUCAAAGAAGCUGUUGGGGAUAAGCUUGUUGUCGGUGCUGUUGGCGCAAUCACCGAUGGCAAGAUCGCCCAAGAGGUCCUCGACAAAGGUCAAGCCGAUGUCGUUCUGGUUGGGCGGCUGUUCCAAAAGAACCCCGGGACUGUUUGGUCAUUUGCGUCAGACCUUGGCGUCGCGAUCAAGGUUGCCAACCAGAUCGGGUUGGGCUUCGGAUGUGUGGGCAGCACUCCCAAGAAGAUUGACUGGUGA